Eleginops maclovinus (Patagonian blennie) is the source of this 3083-nucleotide messenger RNA. Its product is annotated as E3 ubiquitin-protein ligase TRIM21-like. Gene Ontology annotation, molecular function: zinc ion binding; protein binding. Bases 206 to 1840 code for a protein of 544 amino acids. The transcript has 2 exons. The record is from RefSeq and is a predicted model, not a curated record. Lineage: Eukaryota; Metazoa; Chordata; Actinopteri; Perciformes; Eleginopidae.
UCAGAGGGAGGGAACACAACCAGCUGCAGUGAGAGGAGGAGCAACACCGGGAAAAGACACGUCACACUCGGGAAACGAAAGUUAGGUGUGUCAGAGAGGCAGCCACACUGCAGUCGGGACUAGUCUCUGUUUCUGUCUAAAGAAAAUACAAACUGAGUUCAUCAGAUCUUUCUCAACAACACAGCACAGUCUGUCAAACACUGAUAUGGCUAGCUACCUGCCGUCUGAAGAUCAGUUCCUCUGCUCCAUCUGUCUGGAUUUGUUCACUGAUCCAGUCACUAUACCAUGUGGACACAACUUCUGCAAAAACUGCAUCACCAAACACUGGGAUAGAAGUGACAGGUGUCAGUGUCCCCUGUGUAAAAAAGAGUUCAACACAAGACCUGAGCUGUACAUCAACACUUUCAUCUCUGAGAUGGUUGCUCAGUUCAGAGAGUCUGCUCAACAGAAAGCCAGCAGCAGCAGCUCAGAGCAACACGUCUUCAAACCAGGAGAAGUUUCCUGUGACGUCUGCACUGAAACCAAACUGAAGGCGCUGAAGUCCUGCCUGGUGUGUCUGACCUCCUACUGUGAGACUCACCUGGAGCCUCAUCUGAUAAUGUCAGGCCUGAAAAGACAUCAGCUGAUCGACCCUGUGGAGAACCUGGAAGACAGGAUGUGUCCGAAGCACGAUAAACCUCUGGAGCUGUUCUGUAAGACCGACCAGACAUGUGUCUGCAUGCUCUGCACUGUUUCAGAACACAAGAUGCAUGAUGUGGUUCCUCUCAAAGAAGAAUAUGAAGGGAAGAAGGCUGCGCUAGGAAAGAAAGAGGCUAGAAUUCAGGAAAUGAUCCAGAAGAGACAACUGAAGAUUCAGGAGAUCAAACGAUCAGUCGACGUCAGUAAGGAAGAAGCAGACAGAGAGAUAGCAGAAGGGGUUCAGGUCUUCACCGCUCUGAAGGAGUCUGUUGAGAGAGGCGAGGCCAAUCUCAUCAACACGAUCGAAGAGAAGCAGAAAACAACAGAAAAACAGGCUGAACAUUUCAUCAAAGAGCUGGAACAGGAAAUCUCUGAGCUGCAGAAGAGAAGUGCAAAGGUUGAGCAUCUCUCACGAUCUGAAGACCCCCUCCAUCUUCUCCAGGGUAUCCAGUCCCUAAACAUCCAAUACCCAUCACCCACCAAGGACUGGACAAAGGUCAGCAUCCCUCCAUCAUCAUAUGAAGGGACUGUGAUGAGGGCUGUGGCUCAGGUGGAGGAGACGUUCAGUAAAGAAAUGAAGAAGCUUCUUGAGGCUGAGCUAAAGAGGGUCCAGAAAUAUGCAGUGGAGGUGACUCUGGAUCCUGAUACAGCAAAUCCUUACCUCAUCCUGUCCAGUGAUGGAAAACAAGUCCGUGAUGGUGAUGUGGAAAAGAAUCUCCCGAACAACCGAGAGAGAUUUUCUGAUAGAAAUAGUGUUUUAGGAAAGCAGAGUUUCUCUUCAGGUAGAUUUUACUUUGAGGUUCAAGUUAAAGGAAAGACUGAGUGGGAUUUAGGAGUGGCCAGACAAUCGAUCAACAGGAAAGGAGAUAUCACACUGAGCCCAGAAGAUGGUUUCUGGACUAUAUGGUUGACAAAGGCAAUAGAGUAUGAUGCUAUGGAAGAUCCUCCAGUCCGUCUCUAUCUGAAAUCUCGGCCUCAGAAGGUGGGGGUGUUUGUGGAUUAUGAGGAGGGUCUGGUCUCCUUUUAUGAUGUAGAUGCUGCAGCUCUGAUGUACUCCUUCACUGGCUGCUCCUUCACUGCGAAACUCUACCCAUACUUCAGUCCUGGUUCUAAAUAUGGCCGUAAAAACACUGCACCUCUGAUCAUCUCUCCUGUCAGCUAAACACUCAUCUGAUUUCAUGUAUUGAUUCAAGGGAACACAUGUAUCAAAACUAGGGAUGCACCGAUACAUCGGUGAGACAUCGGUUGAUGUUAGUCCUAUUUACCACCAUCGGCACAUCAGCAAAAUAAGGCACCGAUGUUUAUGUUUUGCUACGUGACCAGGAGAAGUCGCAUUAGCGUCGUUGUUUUUAAAUCUGACGGACCAAAUCUGAAGUCAGGGCAUCAUUUUAAAGGAUUAGAAAAGUGACUGUAGGUCUGCCGUAACUUUAAAGUCAUUCGGGGGGGGGGGGGCCUCUCCUCUCCUCACCCCUCCCCUCCCCUCCCCUCCCCUCCCCUCUCCUCUCCUCUCCUCUCCUCUCCUCUCCUCUCCUCUCCUCUCCUCUGUGAAGAGUUGCUGCUGCACGCUGCGCAUGCUGCAGGACUUCUGCCCCGUGUAGCGGGUGUCUGGAGGAUCUGUAAAUUAAAUCCAUUCUUCAGUGUUCUUGGGAGGCCGUCGUGUAUAUUUGUGACUUUGUUAUACUUGCUGCUACUCCCGUUAACUUCCAGAAACUUACUAUGGCUGGCUCAACCGCUCUCUCGCGCUUACACACGCACACACGUAUCCCCCAAUCUCUCUCUUAAAGGGAUAGGCUGCCUUAGUCUGCAUUGUGCUACCGUUACAGGUUACAUAGUAUAACAUCGGCAAAAAUGUUAUUCUUAACAUCGGUAUCGGCUUUCAUCUUAUUUUUCUACAUAAUAAGUAUACUGUGGUGAUUGAUUUACAUAUUGUUGGAUUCUUUGUGUAUACACCACAUAAGUGGAGGCAUUAAUCUACUCAACAAUUAUCUCUUCAACACUUUAUUCUAACACAUAUGGAGAAUAUCUGUACUAACGUUUUUAUAAAGCCACAGAUAUUUAGUGUAACUUCAAGAAGGAGCCAUUGUUUCACCACAUUUGUCGAGCUGAAGUUUGAAUCGAUGAGCAAAACACAUGUUUAAUGUCGUGUCAUAAAGGUUGAUUUAGGAGAAAACCCCAUUACGUGCCCCUAGUGUCUACAUAAUACAUAUGUGUGAUAGUUAUACUGCUUGAUAAUAUGAUACAUCCUCAUUUGAGUGGAAAAUUGUUGGUUAAUAACUGCUUCUUUGUAUUUUCACAUGCCAGGUUUUAUAGUGAAUACUGGUAAAAUCUCUUAUGAAUCAAAGAAACCUGUAAAUGUGUGAUUGUGAGUUAAAAAAACUGUCAAAUAAACUGAAUGUUGAACACAA